This is a messenger RNA of Cylindrotheca closterium, 2019 nucleotides long. Lineage: Eukaryota; Bacillariophyta; Bacillariophyceae; Bacillariales; Bacillariaceae. The record is from the annotation of a GenBank genome assembly.
AUGAAGUUCUCAAUUACGGCCCUCAUGGGCUUCCAGUUGGCCCAACAAGCCAUCGCCUUCGCACCGAACACUCCACUUGCCAAGCAAUUCGUCCAAGGCCCAACUAGUAGCAGCCGAGCCAUGGCUGUUGAUAUGCCACCAGCUUCAGACGUCCCAGUGAUUGAAAAGAGCACCUAUGGACCCACAGGCGUGCGGUAUUCCGACUUUCUGAAGUUGGUGGACGGUGACAAGAUUGAAAAGGUCACUUUCAGUUCCGAUGGAUCCGAACUCUUGGGUGUCGAUGUCGACGGGACUCGCAUCAAGAUUGAGGCUCUUCCCAACGAUCCUGAACUAUUGACUCAACUCACAUCACAUAAGGUCGACGUCACCGUGCUCCCACAACAAGAAUCCGGUGGGCUUGGAGACCUUGCGCAAAGUCUCAUUUUCCCAGCCGCUCUCUUUGCUGGUCUCUUCUUCUUGAGCCGCAAUGCUGGCGGUGCCGGUGGCAUGGGCGGAGGCAUGGGUGGACCUGGAAAUCCAAUGGGCUUUGGAAAGUCCAAGGCGGAAAUCCAAAUGGUUCCCGACACUGGUGUGACUUUUGAUGAAGUUGCCGGCUGUGACGGUGCCAAGUUGGAGCUCGCUGAGGUUGUUGACUUCUUGAAGCAACCCGAAGCUUACACCAAGAACGGAUGCAAAAUCCCUCGUGGUGUCAUUUUGGAUGGACCCCCAGGUACUGGUAAGACUCUUCUUGCCAAGGCCGUUGCUGGAGAAGCUGGAGUUCCUUUCAUCUCCAUCUCUGGUUCCGAAUUUGUUGAGAUGUUCGUUGGAGUUGGUGCUUCCCGUGUCCGUGACAUCUUUGGCCAAGCCAAGAAGAACGCCCCAUGCAUCAUCUUUAUUGAUGAGAUUGAUGCCGUCGGUCGUCAACGUGGUGCCGGAUAUGCCGGAGGUAACGACGAGCGCGAACAAACUGUCAACCAAAUUUUGGUAGAGAUGGAUGGUUUCGAUGGAAACCCAGGAGUCAUCACCAUUGCCGCCACAAAUCGUGUCGACAUUUUGGAUAGUGCCCUCUUGCGUCCAGGACGUUUCGAUCGUAAGGUCACUGUUGACCUUCCUGACUUUAAGGGUCGCGAACGCAUCUUAAGUGUCCACGCUCGUGGAAAGCCUUUGGAACCCGAUGUCGAUCUAGAAGCCAUUUCUCGUCGUACUCCUGGUUUCUCUGGUGCCCAGCUCGAGAACUUGAUGAACGAGGCUGCCAUCUCCGCUGCCCGUAAGGCCAAGACUACCAUUGGAUGGGAAGAAAUUGAUGGUGCCGUUGACAGAAUCAUGGUUGGUUUGGAAAAGAAGGGAGGAAACCAAGUUGCCAAGCAAAAGGAAUUGGUUGCCUAUCACGAAGCUGGGCACGCCAUCGUCGGAGCGCUUGUCCCUGAUUACGAUCAAGUUCAAAAGAUUUCCAUCAUCCCCCGAUCCAACGGUGCCGGAGGUUUGACCUUCUUCGCCCCACAAGAAUCUCGUCUUGAGUCUGGAAUGUACAGCAAGCAGUACUUGGAAUCUCAAUUGGCUGUUGCACUUGGAGGACGACUUGCCGAAGAGAUCAUCUACGGAGAAGACAUGGUCACCACUGGUGCAUCCAAUGAUAUCCAACAAGUUGCAAACAUCGCCAAGCGCAUGGUUAAGGAAUGGGGAAUGAGUGACAAAAUUGGACGUGUUGCUUUGAGCGAACCAUCUGGAGGAGGUCCUUUCAUGGGAAUGAACAUGUUGCGCCGUCAAACCAUGUGGGGAAACAAGAUCUUGGGAACUGUGGAAGAAGAAGUUGAGCGUUUGGUCAACAACAGUUACCUCAUUGCCAAGGAAAUCUUGAUCAGCAACAAGGACUUGCUUGAACACCUGACUCAAACCUUGAUUGAGCAAGAAGUCGUCUCCGCUGAAGAAUUCCAAAUGAUGCUUGUCGAAUUCAAGUCAAAGACUGUUGAUUACGCAAUCAUUGGAAACGAGAGAAACCGUGAACAGCUCCCCUUCCAAGGACUUCCAGCCUCGGUUUAA